AUGCAGAACUUUGCUAUCGAGGUGCCGGGUGAAGCCAAUCCUUUAACCGAGCAUACCUUACUCAACAUCCUAAAGGCCGCCGCAUCAUCAGACCCUCAGCAAGUUCAAUCAGGCGCCAAACAACUCGAAUACUGGGAGAAAGUUGCCGGCUUCUACAAACACUUGCAAAGUGUAUUCAUCGAUAAAUCACUACCAUUCGAAGUCAGAUAUCUCGCCAUUAUUCAGCUCAAGAAUGGCAUUGAAAAGUACUGGCGCAAGACUGCUGCAAAUGCUGUUUCACCUGAGGACAAAGGAGUGAUCAGAUCUCGUCUUUUGGAAAGUGGUAUCGAAGAAUAUGACCACCGUCUGGCUCUUCAGAACGCAAUUGUUAUCGCCAAGGUUUCCCGAUUCGAGUAUCCGCAAGAUUGGCCGGACAUCAUCAGCACGCUAAUCGGUGUACUACGCCGAUCGUCAGACUCCAAUGCUAACCCUAUUCACCUCCCUCGUACAUUACUUAUCCUCCUUCAUAUCACCAAGGAAUUGUCCGCUGCUCGUCUCCAGAGAUCUCGAGUCGCUCUGCAGGCUGCAACCCCCGAGAUUGUACAAGUGCUUGGACAGAUCUAUCUCGAGAAAGUACAGUCUUGGCAGGAAACUCUCAGCAGCAAUGUUGGUGAUCAAGGAGCGUUGCAACAGACGAUGCAAUCUAGUCUGUUGGCCAUCAAGACUUUGCGCCGAUUACUCGUUGCUGGCUAUGAGUUUCCCAACAGAGAAUCAGACGUGCACCAGUUCUGGCAACUCACUUUCGCCCAGGUCGGCAAUUUCAUGAACAUCAUCUCCACGCAAGCAGCCACUCUUCCCGAGGAGCUCUCAGUACCACUAGAAAAGCAUUUGCUUCAGCUGUCGAAGUUACAUCUGGAGAUGGCCAAGGCUCAUCCUGCCGCUUUUGUUCUGUUACCGAACUCUCUUGACCUUGUUCGUUCGUAUUGGGCCUUGAUCAAGCAGUUUGGAGAGACUUUCGGCUCUCGCUUGACUUCUGGCGUUUCUAGCGGAGAUGAUAGCGAGCAGAAACCGUUCCAAGAGAAAGUAACCUUAUCUGGCCUCAAGCUCGUUCGUGCCUGUAUCAAGAUGGUAUUCAACCCCGUCCAAACGUUCAAGUACAAGCAUCCUCAAGACAAGAUCGAAAAGGCAGAGGCUGUUGCAGCUGUCAAGGAGCAACUGUUGACAGACGCGUUUGUCACUGAAGUCAUGGAAGUUGUGGUCACCAAAUUCUUUGUCUUCCGACAAGGUGAACUUGAAGAAUGGAACGAAGAUCCGGAAGACUGGGAGCAGAGUUUGGAAGGCGAGAGCGAAGGAUGGGAAUACAGUGUUAGACCCUGCGCGGAGAAGCUAUUCCUGGAUCUCGCCCUCAACUUCAGAAGCCUGUUGACCCAGCCGCUGCUCAAUGUGUUCUACACGGUUGCAGCGCCUGACAACGAGGAUAUCUUGUUCAAAGACUCGGUGUACACAGCGAUAGGAUUGGCUGCAGCAGUCCUGCAACAACAUCUCGACUUCGAUUCGUUCCUGUCCAACACAAUCGUCAUCGAAGUGCAAAAACAAAAGCCUGGUUUCAACAUUCUACGCCGUCGUAUUGCCAUUCUGCUUGGUCAAUGGAUCACCGUCAAGGUCUCUGCAGAAAACAGACCCCUGGUUUACAAGAUAUUCCAGCAUCUGCUCGAUCCCAACGACUCGUGCAACGAUCAGGUUGUCAGAAUCACUGCUGGGCGACAACUCAAGAACAUAGUAGAUGAUUGGGAGUUCAGUCCAGAACAGUUCCUGCCUUAUGUGCAGACUACGAUGACGCAGCUGCUGAGUCUCAUCGAGCAAGUUGAAAACAUGGAGACAAAAAUGGCAUUGCUCAACACGAUUAGUAUUCUGGUUGAGCGAUUGGAGCAUCAUAUUGCACCUUAUGCAGAAACGAUUAUUGGCAUUCUGCCUAGCCUCUGGGAGCAGUCCGGGGAGGAGCAUCUCAUGAAGCAAGCCAUCCUGACCAUUCUGUCUCGCCUUGUAACUUCGAUGAAGGCUGCUUCUGUGCCCUUCCAUCAUCUCGUGCUGCCUAUCAUCAAGGGUGCAGUGGAGCCAGGAUCUGAUACACAAGUCUACCUGCUCGACGAUGCCUUGGACCUCUGGGCGAACAUACUGAUCCAAACACCCGCUCCAGCUUCCCCUGAACUACUACAGCUAGCACCAUACCUUUUCUCAAUUUUCGACCUAGGAUCAGAAAACCUGCGUACAGCUCUCGACAUUACUUCAUCUUAUUUCCUCCUCGCCCCUUCCGAAAUGCUCUCUGACGAGAUGCGAAAACCGCUCAUAGCAUCCCUAUCUAACCUUGUCGGCUACGUCAAAGCCGAUGCCAGCGGAACUGUAAACAACCUCGUCGAACUCAUCAUCAGAUCAGCCGAGCGCAUUGGAGGCGAAUCUGCUAUCAGCACCAUCGCCAGCGACCUCGUCGAAUCCGACUUCCUGCGCAAGCAACUCCGAGGUCUGCACGGCAGCUGGGUAGCCCACUGCACCACAGGCCCACUCGCCAGAGACCCACCGGUCGAUGGCAUCGUCGAGACCGACUACCUUUCCGUCCUCGCACGCCUAGCUCUAGGCUCUGAGAACAUAUUCCUGCAAGCCGUGCAAGCCUCUGCACCUCCUAUCCCUCUCAGCGACACCACCAACCAGCCUUCUCUGCGCGACUCCAUGAAAUGGCUGCUGGAAGAAUGGUUCAGCCACUUCGAAAACAUCGGCGACCCAUCCCGCCGCAAACUCAUGUGCUUGGCUCUCACAAAACUGCUCUCGACCUCCCAACCUUUCAUCCUUGCCUCAUUGCAAUCCCUCAUGACACUGUGGACAGACAUGGUGACCGAAAUACGCGAAGAAGGUGGCUCCGUGGACUCAGACACACUCGUCUACGAGUCUAUUGAUCAAUUGAGAAAUACCGACCCAGAAGUCAUCGAGGCGCCAGAGGAUGAAAGGAGAAGAGAGCUCAGUUUUGCGGAUCCGGUGCAUAACGUCAGGGUUGCGCAGUGGAUCAAGCAUUAUUUGGAAGUUGCUAUCCAAGCGGCUGGUGGACAAGAGGCGUUCCAGAAUGAGUGGUUGGUUAAUGUGGAUAAGGAUGUCAUUGCUGCGUUUGGCGAGCUGGGGAUCAUGUGA
Aureobasidium namibiae CBS 147.97 is the source of this 3156-nucleotide messenger RNA. RefSeq names its product importin 11. Gene Ontology annotation, cellular component: nuclear envelope; cytosol. The record is from RefSeq and is a predicted model, not a curated record. Gene Ontology annotation, biological process: protein import into nucleus. The transcript is spliced from 5 exons. NCBI's taxonomy places the organism in Eukaryota, Fungi, Ascomycota, Dothideomycetes, Dothideales, Saccotheciaceae. Gene Ontology annotation, molecular function: small GTPase binding. The coding region runs from base 1 to 3156 and encodes 1051 amino acids.